Orbilia oligospora ATCC 24927 is the source of this 1734-nucleotide messenger RNA. RefSeq lists its product as uncharacterized. Lineage: Eukaryota; Fungi; Ascomycota; Orbiliomycetes; Orbiliales; Orbiliaceae. Gene Ontology annotation, molecular function: metal ion binding; ubiquitin-protein transferase activity. Gene Ontology annotation, cellular component: nucleus. The transcript has 3 exons. Bases 1 to 1734 code for a protein of 577 amino acids. The record is from RefSeq and is a predicted model, not a curated record. Gene Ontology annotation, biological process: ubiquitin-dependent protein catabolic process; mitotic cell cycle checkpoint signaling; protein ubiquitination.
AUGUCUUCUUCUUCUACUUCACAGAAUCCAGGGGCCGAUUCUCAGACGUCUCCAGAGUUUGUCCAUCCAUCAGAAGCUAGCCAAGCAUCACAGAGUACCGGCAAUAUCAGUACGACAAAUCCUCGAAGAGUUCCUGCAUCUGCUCAUCCUAUCAAUCCUUUGAAGAGACAACUUUCUGAAAACAUGGAGGCUCUUAUUGCACAAGCUAAGGCUUCGAAGACAACGGCAGGGAGCACUGCUGCACAGGCUGCACAGUCGGAAACUAUAUACGUCAAGUUGGAGAGGGAGUUGACAUGCAGCAUUUGCUGUGAACUAUUCAAAGAUCCGAUCACAUUAUUAAACUGUCUGCACAACUUCUGUGGUUCCUGUAUUGUCCCGUGGGGCCGUAAUAAUUCUUCUUGUCCUUCUUGUAGAGCCGAAAUCAAAGGAUGUCGAGACGCCUUCGCUCUGAAACCCUUAAUCGAUAUGCUGGUCAAGGAAAAGCCGGAACUGAGCUUCUCGAAAGAGGAUAUGGAUGGAUUUCAGAACAUCUAUAAGCCGGGACAGGAUGUUUCUUUUGGCAACGGUGGAUAUUCGGACUCAGAUGAUGAAGACAACGAAGAUAAUGAAGACGAUGACGACGAUGACGAGGAAGAAGAAGAAGAGGACGAUGAAGUCAGAUAUCCUCAAACCUGGCGACCUUGUCCAUGUUGCCCACAGCAAGAAAACCCGGACCAGCUAUAUGUUUGCAUCAAUCCGAUUGUCGACGGCGACCGUACGCCUGACUGGCAACACGAAUUCAAAGGUCACAAGAAGUGUGCCUGUUGUCGUGAUGAGGUUCCAUUCUAUACAGAGGAAGUUGCUCUGAAGCCGUCGUAUUGUGCGUGCUGCGGUAUUGUGUACUGCGCAGGUAUAAGAGGAGCAUGUGCCCUUACUCCGAAUUCCACAUUCCUCCACAGUAUCACAGGUGCCCCACUCUAUGUGGACAGUCCACAACCUGGUUACGAAACAUUAGGAACCCCGAGUCUUUGGAAUUUGUUCAAUAACAACGCUUUUGAACAAGAUUCGCUGAAGCGGUGGGUGGAAUCUGAUGCCAAUAAUCAUACAUGGCAAUCACUGGGAGACGAACUGCGCAAUUGGUUGUUCCAGGAAAACCCUUCGGGCAUCGAAGGCCCAUAUGUAGUUCCGAUCAAGCCCGAUUCUUAUGUCUGCAAAAACUGUCUUCCGGGUAUGUUCGAUAAAUACCUCGCAGGUUUCUUGAUUUCGGAGCGGGAGCGCCUUGGAUGGACGGAUCUUCGGCCAAGGUGCUGGUAUGGAAAGAAUUGUAGGACACAGAGGCACAAUCCAGACCACUGUGCUCGUUUGAGCCAUAUCUGGGAUGAGGUUCCUUUGGAAGAGAGGCGUGAAAUUCGUCGAGAACGUCCACCACGUCCACCACCAGUAACCCAUACUGGCGGUGUUAGAGAUAAUGCCCCUAAUUCCCAGACCGGAAACCCCCAACCAGUAGAUUCCGAAUCUACCAAUACCCAGCCUGCGGAAACCCAGGGUCAACUGUCUACAGCAGCAGCACCGCCAUUAUUCCGAUCCCCUACGAACAUCUUCCCUCCCUCGAGCCCCGGAGCGCCAUCUAUGAACGAAAUAUUUGGCGUCCCCUACCCUUCUAACAACGUCUUUUCCGACGAUGAUGGAAAUCCGCCCCAGGGGCCAAUUGCUCCGAGUCAAGAUGAUCCUGCUGAUCCGGGGCCUUCUAAUUGA